CUCAUUCGAAACGUGUCUCAGCUCCACCUGGCCGUCGCGUCGGCGGCCGUCUCACUCUCGACCGUUAAUUCAUCUCGGCUAGCUUUGAUCCAGUGGAGAAACAAAAACAACAAAAUAGAUUGAAUGACUCAAUCAAUCUCAUCAGCUUACUGCCUAUACUGGUCUAGAUUUAGGGAACAACUCAUGUGGCAUAACUAUAGGACAAGGGGACGAGAUAGCCAUGGCGCAAUCUGAAGAAGCUUAUGAUGAGAAGUGGAUGAAAGAAGCAGUGAACAUGGCUAAGCAAGCUCUAGGUCGGGGUGAGGUUCCUGUUGGGUGUCUCUUAGUCUAUGAAGAUCAGAUCAUUGGAACCGGAGGAAAUGCUGCCAACGAGACCAAGAAUGCCACAAGGCAUGCAGAAAUCUUGGCCCUAGAAGAGGCAAUGAGGUGGUGUGAUGACAAACAGUUGGAGAGAGGAGAGCUCUUCUCACAGACCAAACUCUUUGUGACUGUAGAACCCUGCAUCAUGUGUGCCGGGGCUCUACGCAUCAUGGGUAUCAAGAAGGUUGUGUAUGGGUGCAGGAAUGAACGGUUUGGAGGCUGUGGAUCCAUCUUAUCGGUCAAUUCGGAUGAGCUACCAUCUAUAGGAGAACCUUUUGAGUGCAAAGCUGGGCUGUAUGCUGACACUGCUGUUCAACUUCUUCAAGAGUUUUACAAAGGACAAAAUCCUAAUGCUCCGAAUCCAAAGAUCAAGGCAUCUGGUAUGAAAGAUGAAGGGCCACAACUGCAGUGCCCUGGUGACACUGACACCAAGGACCAAGUUGAAACUGCAACACCAGUCAAGUGAAGUGUAUAAUGCUC
Strongylocentrotus purpuratus (purple sea urchin) is the source of this 840-nucleotide messenger RNA. RefSeq names its product tRNA-specific adenosine deaminase 2-like (gene adat2). Lineage: Eukaryota; Metazoa; Echinodermata; Echinoidea; Camarodonta; Strongylocentrotidae. Gene Ontology annotation, biological process: tRNA wobble adenosine to inosine editing. Bases 221 to 826 code for a protein of 201 amino acids. The transcript has 7 exons. Gene Ontology annotation, molecular function: tRNA-specific adenosine-34 deaminase activity; zinc ion binding. Gene Ontology annotation, cellular component: cytoplasm; nucleus. The record is from RefSeq and is a predicted model, not a curated record.